ACUUUAACACCAAACCGAUUCGAUUAUUUGGAUACGAUGGAAUGUGGUGACUGCGAGAAGGUAAACCAGGAAUGCAAAAUCGUAUCUUCUGGGUAUUACUGCCGUGAGCACGACGACAGUGACAAGCUCGAUGCCCGGCAAGGAGUCAAGGCGAAAUUGCGACAUCUAAGGAAAUGCAUGGGCCCUGAUCAUUUCUUUUUUAAUAAAGAGGGAAUUUCGGCGGCCUGCUGUUUCUGGACACAAGAAAUGGGAUGCCAGCAAGUCAAAAACAAGAUGCGCACAAAGCCUUGCUCUGAUUGUGCUACCUACCAUGAAAGAGGCUCUUUCCUGGAUCUUAAUCCAAUGGGCUGUCCAUGUGGGCCACAGGAAAAAAAUGGUGCAGAAAAUCCGCUUGAAUGCAUCUUUUUCAUUAUUAUUCUUCUUAUGAUGUGUACGAUAUUGUAUGGUAAUAUAUAA
This is a messenger RNA of Drosophila persimilis, 456 nucleotides long. RefSeq lists its product as uncharacterized. The record is from RefSeq and is a predicted model, not a curated record. The transcript is spliced from 2 exons. Bases 37 to 456 code for a protein of 139 amino acids. Lineage: Eukaryota; Metazoa; Arthropoda; Insecta; Diptera; Drosophilidae.